Cladocopium goreaui is the source of this 2325-nucleotide messenger RNA. The record is from the annotation of a GenBank genome assembly. NCBI's taxonomy places the organism in Eukaryota, Dinophyceae, Suessiales, Symbiodiniaceae.
AUGGAGACAUACUUCGAAGUCACCUGUGAGACUGUGCCUGGAGAAUCGGUGGCGGUCUGCGGCAGUGGAACGGCGCUGGGCGAGUGGUCCGUGGCCAACGCCCUGGAGCUGGAUGCGGGAGACUAUCCCAUCUGGAAGGGGCACAUCAGCAGCAACGAAGCCAUCGAGUUCAAAUAUUUGAUUGUGAAAAAGCAAGGGCAGAACGAGUGGAGUUUGGUGCGCUGGGAAGGGGACUUCGCCAAUCGCCGCUGUGAAGCCGCAGGGCGAAUACGAACACUGCGUCAUCGUUUUGGGGACAGUUCCUACGAAUCCAAAGAGAUCAUCGAAGCCGAGCCUGAAACUCCCAGCAGUCCCAAACCACAGCUGCCUUCAGCUGCGGUCGCACGGAAGGAGUCUGGCAUCUUGAAGGACAUCCCCGUGGAUCCGGCGGUCCGACUCACCCGUUUGGUGCGCAGUCGCUCCGGCGGGCGCUUCGAGGAGUCCUAUGAACUGCGACCGGGAGACGUGUUGGGCACAGGAAUGUCUGGUGGAGUCAUUGUGGGCAAGAACAAGACGCCUGGAGUAGAGGUGGCAAUUAAGACUUUGCCACUGGACAAAUCGAAGGAAGAACAUAUCAAGGCGGAGAUCCAGCAUCAACUGGCCAUGGACCAUCCCAACAUUUGUCGCUUGUUGGAGGUCUAUGAGGAACCAACACGCUUGCUGCUGGUGAUGGAAAAACUCAACGGACCGGAUUUGUUUGAUGCCUUCGCAAAAAAGCGACGAUACACCGAGAAAGAUGCCGUGGAGGUAGUGCGUCAAAUCUUGAGUGCGGUGGGGUACUGCCAUCGCAACGGUGUGUGCCACCGGGAUUUGAAGCUUGAGAAUUUCUGCCUGGAAGAUGAUUCAGAGAACGCUCGAAUCAAGAUGAUUGAUUUCGGGCUGGCGCAUAGCAUCGAUGAGUUUCCCAUGACCGACUCCUGUGGUACUCUGUACUACGCGGCUCCCGAAGUUCUACGAGGCAACUACACAGAACAGUGUGACAUGUGGUCCCUGGGCAUCUUGACCUACAUUCUGCUGGAUGGCCGGGCUCCCUUCAUGGGAAGGAAUGAUCGGCAAACCUACCGCUUGAUCUUACAAGGAGAGUAUCGUUUCGCAGAAGAUCGAUGGGGCAAUGUCACACAGAAUGCGAAGGACUUCAUUGGGAAACUCUUUCAGGUCGAUCCCUCCAAGCGCAUGACCGCUGAGGAAGCGAUGGCUCAUCCCUGGUUGGCCAGCGGAACAGCUCCAGGGGCACCAGCGGUGGAAUUGGAUGCGAGUAUCUUGGACGGUCUCAAAGCUUUCACACGAAGUAACGAAGUGAAACGCGCUGUGCUCUCGGCCAUAGCUCCGAUGGCAUCAGUGGAGCAAGUCCGCAAAUGGGCCGAUCAAUUCGAAGCACUGGAUGAAAACGGCACAGGACAGAUCAAGGUGAAGGAUCUGGUACAGAAGGUGGCUCAGAGCGAAGGCCAAGCUGAAAGAAUCAGCGAGGUUUUGAAGUUGACAGCUGAUGCCUCACAAGAGAUCUCGUAUUCCGCCUUCCUGGCGGCGUGUUUGUUUCAACAUCACUCCAACUUGGAAGAGGAUCACCUUCGAGAGCUCUUCCAAAAGCUGGACAAGGACAAGAAAGGCAAGGUGACAGUGGAGGAGAUGUCAAAGGCCUUGGAUGGGAUCGUGGACCUGGAGGGAUUGGAGAGCGACUUCGGUUCACGCGCCCUUUCCUUCACAGACUUCCGCUGGCUGUUGCAACGACCUCUGACACCAUCCUCCCUAGUGGGGCUCCGUCAAUUGCUGGGUCUCUAUGAGGACAGUGGCAUUGCAAAGAGCUGGCGUGUCGACACGGUCCGCGCCAAGACGGGAGAGGAAUCCUUCGAAGCGGCACGACGAGAGAAUGCCGCCUGGCGCCAGUGGCAUCGUGCGCGGCUGCGCGGAGAAGCUGAACCGGAUCUGGAAGAGAUGAAGGGCUAUUCGGCCCCAGGCGUGAUCUCGCCGGCCGUGCCCAGUGUGCCAAGCAGCGCCAAUGGAACCCAUGGUGUGUCGCCCAUCAGCUUGUCGCCAGUGGAGUUGCUUCCCCCCGGUUCCAAGCCUCCAAGUCGAUCGGCAAGCCGAAACAACAGUAAAGCGCCUACGCCUUGUGCCAGUCCCCGGGACACCGAGUCGGAGGUCCCCGACAAGUCGCCGCACACCGAGUUCAUCUGGGCGCCGAAAGACGUGGGAAACGGAGGAUUUACCCAGCAAAACAUGAGGGAUUCAGCUCAAAAUAGGAAUUUGACCACCAAGACCAUCCAGUCAGUGUCCAAAAUAUUCUAG